UAUUUAAAUGCCCGCAAUGCACAAGUGUCUGACGUUUUGAACUUGUGCCCCAUUCGAAUAUAUGCAUUAUUUCAAGACAUACAUAAUCCAUAUAGAUUAAAGAUUUUCAGCAAUGGUCAUUUGGAUUUAAUUUAAUCCUCGUGGAUGUAAUAACUUUGGAUCAUUUUAAUCCUAUACGAUUAAUAGGGUUAAAACUUAAACUCAUGAUUUUAAACCUACAACGCGGCUACACAAUCGAUUGAUUCUAUACAAAUAUAAUAGAGUUAACUUUAAAACACCCUUUAGUUGCUAUAGCAGUGGGAAUUUCAAAAAAAGAAAAGAUGUUAGUGGAUAUUUUGAUAUAAAUACAGGGAUAUGUCGUUGAUAUUCAAUGGAUAGACAGUAGAAAACAAUUGUUUCCCGUUCCUUUGGCAACUACACACUAACUGGUCGGAAAUAGAAAAGAAAUGUGGUUCCAGACUGAUCAUCGUCCGCCAAGCACGCACAAUACACCGCGGUUAGAUCGCCGGCUGCCAAAACUAACCGACAAAGGAAGCACUAUCAGCCGAAAGUCGGACAAACCAGUACUUCCGCCGGCGGCACAAGGAACCGCCGGACCCAAACCAUUCUUUGUGGAAGAUGAUCGCCGGUCAAAAAUAACCGUGGUGUCACUGAAAUCGGAUCGAACCUCUAGGACCGUCCAGACGGUGCAGUCGGCACUCUCGCCUCGGACUCCGGUAGCACCCCCACCGAAAGGAGCAAAGGCGGUGUUAAUAAAAGCUAAGACGAAAGUGAAGGACGGUUUCAGACAAUCGUCAAUAAAAAGAAUUAUAGCAUCAGGAUUGUGUGUGGCAACGACACUUCUGUUUUUGUUUGGCGUCUUCCUGCCGUUUUGGAACGUGUAUACAUACUCUGUGAGCGGAGUGACCACUGGGUAUUACGGGGGACUGUGGAACUACUGUCAGAGGGUCACUGGUGGAGACACAACAUGUACUGGAUAUUCGGAGUCCAGUCUCGAACACUGGUUCCGAGCUGUACGGUUUCUCGAACUAAUGGCAUUCAUGGGAAUGUUAGGGCUGAUGGGUCUAGUGAUAGCUUACAUGUUCUUUCUACGAGAGGUGAAAUAUAUUUUCCUGCAGUGGAUCAUCAUCGGACUUUGCUUCGGUAUAGCUUUAUUCGCUCUGCUGGGAUUAAUUGUAUUCGCUUCGAGUUAUUCCAAUUCAAGCCAUAUAAGUAGUGCCUAUGGACUCACAUUUUGCGCCUUUUUUGGCUCGUGCGCUGCUGGUGCUCUGUUUCUAUGGGACAAAAUUGAAAUGAAAAAGGAAGGUACAGACGGAAAUAUGACUUUCAGAGGUCUGUCGGGAUACCAAAGUUCAAGGUCGACCAAAGUGCGAAGCCGGCUGUCUCAUGCUAAAAGCACGAGGUCUCAGGCUGCACCUAGCCAAAGGUCAACGGUGAUCAGUCACUCAUCAAGUGUGCCUAGAAGCACGAGAUUAGGUGCAAAUCAAAGCACUGUCUCACAGCUACCGCCAACUAAAGAAGUGUAAA
Mercenaria mercenaria is the source of this 1527-nucleotide messenger RNA. RefSeq lists its product as uncharacterized. The record is from RefSeq and is a predicted model, not a curated record. The transcript has 4 exons. The coding region runs from base 447 to 1526 and encodes 359 amino acids. Lineage: Eukaryota; Metazoa; Mollusca; Bivalvia; Venerida; Veneridae.